Molecule: messenger RNA, 981 nt
Organism: Lactuca sativa (garden lettuce)
Lineage: Eukaryota; Viridiplantae; Streptophyta; Magnoliopsida; Asterales; Asteraceae
Source: RefSeq, a predicted model, not a curated record
AUGGAAUUUUUAAAAAGUUUUGACUCGGAUGACGACGUAGAAUUCGUCGAGACAUUCUUCAAUGUUGUGCAACAUGUUCACGCCGAAGAAAGUUCGAAUGCAGCGCGUACAAGGGCGGUCGUCAGUCGUGAUCGCCAAGCCGCACACGACUUAUUGGUACGUGAUUACUUUGCCGAUAAUUGUCUUUAUAAUGACGACUCGUUCGAACGUCGUUUUCGUCUGAAUAAGGCUAUAUUUUUACGUAUUAGUAAUGCUUUAGAAUCUCGUUAUGAUUUUUUCAAACAAAAACCCGACGCUAGAGGAAGAAUGAGUUUUAGUAGUAUACAAAAAUGUGCGGCUGCUCUUAGGUAUUUGGGAUACAGUAUAGCAUUUGAUGCAUCUGACGAAUACUUGAAAGUAUCCGAGAGUACCCCCGCGGUUGAAUGUGUAGAUUGGUUUUUUGCAUGUGUUUAUGAGGUUUUUCACGAAGAAUAUUUGCGUAAACCUACUCAACGUGAUAUUGAGAGAUUAUAUUCGGCUCAUGAAGAGAGGCAUGGAUUUCCCGGUAUGCUUGGCAGUCUAGAUUGUACGCAUGUGGCUUGGGAAAAAUGUCCAACUGCAUGGCGUGGUCAGUUCACUCGAGGAGAUAUAGGUGAACCAACUAUCAUUCUAGAAGCUGUUGCAUCUCAAGAUUUGUGGAUAUGGCAUGCCUUUUUUGGAGUAGCGGGGUCUAACAACGACCUUAAUGUUCUUGGUCAGUCUCCACUUUUCAACGAUAUUUGGACCGGCAAAGCACCUGAUAUGACGUUCACGGUAAACGGGCACGCGUACAAAUAUGGUUACUACCUUGGUGAUGGGAUAUACCCGGAUUAUUCUACAUUGAUGAAGGCAUACUCAGUUCCUCGAAGUGAAAAAGCAAAAUUUUUUACAAAAAAAAAAAGGAAUCAGCGAGAAAGGAUAUCGAGAGGGCAUUUGGAGUCCUUAAGCAAACAUGGCAUGUAG